Punica granatum (pomegranate) is the source of this 1320-nucleotide messenger RNA. The record is from RefSeq and is a predicted model, not a curated record. Lineage: Eukaryota; Viridiplantae; Streptophyta; Magnoliopsida; Myrtales; Lythraceae.
AAUUACCCCACUCCCUUCUCUCUCUCUCUCUCUCUCUCCACUUUCCUCUCUUGAGCAACUUAUUAUCACUUUAGUCCCUCGGUUUCCUCCGCCUGAGCUCCUCCCCCGCCGGCCGGCCUCAUCAUACGCCGCCGCUCCCACCGGGGCCUCCCUCCUUUCCUCCUUAGCUCUGCCUCCUCUCCACCGCGAGGUGCACUGCACUGUCGGCUCGCCUCCCUUCCUGCGGCUACAGUUUCCAGUUCCCUCAUUCGCUUCGCCCAAAUAGCGGCUCUCGCUGGCUCUUACUGAGGCGUGUUGACGCAGUGACAGAGAGAGAGAGAGAGAGAGAGAGAGAGAGAGAGAGAGAGAGAGGUACAGGGAGACCAUUGUCGAUAAAAUGGACGGAAUCGGGUCAAAGGGCUUUCAUUCUUUGUUCUCCUUAUCUGAGAUUGUGGAGAUGGAGAAUAUACUAAAGGAGGCAGGUGAUAAAUCAUUGGAUCAGGAGUUCUGCCAGAAAAUUGCUGACAGUUUUAGCUCUUCUGCAAAUCGUGCAGGGAAAGCUCCGUUAACCUGGGAACAGGUAAGGAAUUGGUUCCGAGAUAAACAGAAGGAGCUGAUAGCCGGUGUCACAUCCUCCCCUGCUGCUCUCCAGCUAUGUGUAGAUCUUUCCGAUGCAGCUAUCUCAGGAAUUGCCCCUGAGAGCGUUCCAUCACCCAAAGGUGACCAGGUAAACGAUAUAUCAGAACUGGCAUUUGAAGCAAGAUCAUUCAAAGAUCAUGCAUGGUAUGAUGUUGCUUCAUUCCUCACCUACAGGGUUCUUAGUACAGGCGAACUUGAAGCUCGUGUUCGAUUUGCUGGUUAUGGUAAAGCUGAUGAUGAAUGGGUAAAUGUGAAGACAGAACUUCGGGAACGGUCGAUUCCUUUGGAACCUUCAGAGUGCCAUAGAGUCCAGAAUAGUGACCUAGUUCUUUGCUUCCGGGAUGGAUUGCACCAGGCGAUCUACUAUGAUGCACACAUCAUAGAGGUUGAAAGGAAGCCACAUGAUGAUAAUUAUUGUAGUUGCAUCUUCACUGUCCGCUAUGAUCAUGAUGCUUUUGAGGAAAACGUUGACAUAGGGAGAUUGUGUUGCAGGCCGACACAGGAGGGUCAUCAGCAGCCUCCUCUAUUAGCUAAUGGGAAGCAGACCGAGUCGGGGGACUCCUUGUGUAUCACUGCCCAGAGUUUAUGGGGUUAGAUGGUGACGCUUUUGCAUUUGUCCUAAAUCUGUCGACCUUUCUGAACAGGAAAAUGGAAAACUUAAUCUUAUCUUUUGAAUUGAAAUAAGAAGCAGCUUUUUCUCCC